Molecule: messenger RNA, 2715 nt
Organism: Dama dama (fallow deer)
Lineage: Eukaryota; Metazoa; Chordata; Mammalia; Artiodactyla; Cervidae
Product: F-box only protein 17
Exons: 7
Coding region: 219-1205 (328 amino acids)
Biological process (GO): glycoprotein catabolic process; SCF-dependent proteasomal ubiquitin-dependent protein catabolic process
Cellular component (GO): cytoplasm; SCF ubiquitin ligase complex
Molecular function (GO): ubiquitin protein ligase activity; protein binding
Source: RefSeq, a predicted model, not a curated record
CUGUGAUUUUAAUUUGCAUUUCCUUCAUGACUAAUGAUGUUGAGCAUCUUUUCACGUGCUUAUUGCUGUGCUAAGUCGAUUCAGUCAUGCUGACUCUUUGCGUCCUAUGGACUGUAGCCAGCCAGGCUCCUCUGUCCACGAGAUACUCCAGACAAGAGUACUAGAGUGGGUUGCCAUGGCCUCCUCCAGGGGAUUUUCCCGACCCAGGGAUCGAACCCAUGUCUCUUGCAUUAGCAGACAGCACUGCAGGCACGCUUGAGCGUCAAGUUCACAAGCUUGAAGUGGAGCCGGCCAGUGGAGUUGUGUGUUGUUCUUCAGCUGCUUUAAACUGUGUGAGUAUAGGCACAGGACUCUGGCGGCCGGAGAUGGGCGCCCGGCCCUCGCGGCGGCGGCGGCUGCCCGCGGAGCCGCCCAUAGCCUUGGACGCGCUGCCCCCGGAGCUGCUCGUGCAGGUGUUGAGCCACGUUCCCCCCCGCGCGCUGGUGAUGCGCUGCCGCCCGGUGUGCCGCGCCUGGCGCGACGUGGUGGACGGGCCCACCGUCUGGCUGCUGCAGCUGGCCCGCGACCGCAGCGCGGAGGGCCGCGCGCUCUAUGCGGUGGCCCAGCGCUGCCCGCCCAACAGCGAGGAUGAGGAGGAGUUCCCGCUGUGCGCCCUGGCGCGCUACUGCCUGAGAGCGCCCCUAGGCCGCAACCUCAUCUUCAACUCCUGCGGAGAGCAGGGCUUCAGAGGCUGGGAGGUGGAGCACGGCGGGAAUGGCUGGGCCGUGGAAAAGAACCUCAUAAUGAUGCCAGGCGCUCCUUCCCAGACCUGCUUCGUGACUUCGUUCGAAUGGUGCUUUAAGAGGCAGCUUGUGGACUUGGUGAUGGAAGGGGUGUGGCAGGAGUUGCUCGACAGCGCCCAGAUCGAGAUCUGUGUGGCCGACUGGUGGGGUGCCCGGGAGAACUGCGGCUGCAUCUACCGGCUUCGGGUCCGCCUCCUGGACAUGUAUGAGAAUGAAGUGGUCAAGUUCUCGGCCUCACCCAACCCGGUCCUUCAGUGGACUGAGAGAGGCUGCCGACAGGUCUCCCACGUCUUUACCAACUUUGGCAAGGGUAUCCGCUACGUGUCUUUUGAGCAGUAUGGAAGAGACACACGUUCCUGGGUGGGGCACUACGGCACCCUUGUAACCCACUCCAGUGUGAGGAUCAGGAUCCGCCUGUCCUAGCUAACCAGCCUGACCCAGCCUUCCAAGACAGACUGCCAUCUGCCAGACACUAACAUCAAUCAAGGGCGGCUUUUGCAGCCAGGAGCCAGAGGAUGCCUGGGGAAAGGGGCGGGGAGGUCCCGUGUGGCCUGUUCCCGGCACUCUUCCAGUGAACCCCAUUUGCUGCUGCUUCAGCCAAGGAACCAGGGAUCCAACCAGGCUGGUCACUUGCUUCCCCAGGACAGUGUCGAAGAGUAACUCAGAGACCUGUACUAUACUUGUAAAUUUCUUUCUCACGUGUGUGGUUAUCAAUUGAUGGUUUAGUCACCAAGUCGUGUCCAAGUCUUGUGACCCCAUGGACUGUAGCCCACCAGGCUCCUCUGUCCAUGGGAUUUCUCAGGCAAGAAUACUGGAGUGGAUUGCCAUUUCCUUCUCCAGGUGAUCUUCCUCACCCACAUCUCCUGCAUUGCAGGUGGAUUCUUUAGUGACUGAGCCACCAGGGAAAUCCUAUCAGUCGAUGUGUUAGUUGCUCAGUGGUGUCUGAGUCUUUGUAACCCCAUGGACUGUAGCCCACCAGGCUUCUCUGUCCAUGGGAUUCUCCAGGUAAGAAUACUGGAGUGGAUUGCCAUUCCCUUCUCCAGAGGAUCUUCCCAACCCAGGGAUCAAACCCACUGAGUCAAAAAAAAAGACCAAACCCUGGUUAAAAACAGAGGAAUGCUGCUGACAAUCCUGGACAAGGACUCUUGUCAGCAUGUUUUGGGGGUAAGGCAAUUGCUGGCAGGGAGCAGGGAUUGUCCUCGGGGGGACCAACAGGGGCCUCAAAGGGAACCCAUUCUCUUGUUUGGGGGAAUCUCUGGGACUCAGGAGUGGGGCCCAUGCAAGCUCCUCCAGCACCGCACCCACCAGCACCUCUCCUCUGAGCCAUACAGGUGCCAUUUCUUUCAGAAUUCCUAAGGCCCCGUCUGCACGGACCCCCAAACUGGAUCCUCUACCCCCACCUCCUGCCCCUGCGCUGGGGCAGCCUGCCUUCUGCCAAGGCAACAGCCUCCUUUUCUCCACACUCAAGCCCACUUGGAGAUGGACUGCGGAAGCAAGGCUCCCCUAGUGUCUCCCACUGUUCCCCUAGCUGAGUGCAGCUGACAAGCUAGCUUAAUAAAAAAUUAGUGCAGAGUGUGAGGUGAUGGGGGAUUUUAUCUGUAAUUGAUGUGCUUGUCUGCCCCCAGCUCUGAAACUAAAAAGCUUUGUGGGAUAUUUCCAAUAGUGAGAACCUCAGGUGUGCUAAAUGCCAUGCAAGAAGUGGGUGAGCUUCAAGAACACAGAUGGGCCACAAGGACUCAGCCAACAGCUGAUCAGGUGAUCAGGUGAGGUCCGCAUCACUCUUGGUGCCAUUUUCCAAGGGAGGAAAUGGAGCCAGAAUGGGGAACAAAUAUACCCAGAGUCACACAACAAGAGGUGGAGGCAGGAUUUGAAUCCAGGUGUGUGUGUCUGAGCAGAGCUGUGCACACCAUUCAAUCCCACCAACACCCCUUUG